Fulvia fulva is the source of this 2304-nucleotide messenger RNA. Its product is annotated as Golgi pH regulator. The transcript is spliced from 3 exons. The record is from RefSeq and is a predicted model, not a curated record. Gene Ontology annotation, cellular component: membrane. The coding region runs from base 1 to 2304 and encodes 767 amino acids. Lineage: Eukaryota; Fungi; Ascomycota; Dothideomycetes; Mycosphaerellales; Mycosphaerellaceae.
AUGUUGCCGACAGACGAUUGCGAUGAUUGUAUGCCGGCAUACAUGAAGCGGAGCCUGGACUCUGUGCCGCCCUCUAUGAUUAUUCUCUCGUCAAUACCGCUUGCAUUGACAUGGGUCGCGGUCGUAGUGAUCGCGCAGAAGAGGCUGUUCCCGAUACUGUCGAGUGAGCAGGAGAGGAAGAGUAAGGAAGAGCUACCGGUUUUCAACAAGAAUGUGUUUCGACCAUCAAGCUACAACCUACACGGAUAUCUUGGAAAGCUUUCGGCACAAAAGCUCGCAUCAUGGGUCUUCUCUGCCAGCAUUGGACUUUCAGCGGUGUUGGUCGAGCUGCUGCUCUGUGAGAUCUCGGAUGUGCUCAGUCCAGCAGCAAGAGGGUUGGCGCUGAGGAUUACCCUCAGUUCGUUGUUAAUUCUGAGCAUUGUGGUCACGCCAGCGUUGGAGAUACAUGGGAUCGUAAAGGGAGUGCUCGGAUCACCAUCAGAUACGACUUCGACGCGCAGGACGCGACCGAGGUUGCGAAUUGGAUUGGAGGUUGUUAUCUUUGCUGGUUGGAUGCUGGUCUUCUGGUAUAUCCCGCAGGCAUCUGUGUUGAGGAGAUCGUUGCAUGAAGGCGAGCAAGGUCAUUCCGAGGGUGACCAUGUCUUCACGGAGGCUUGUUUGGAACGCAUUGGUAUCAUCGGCAUAUCACUCAUGGCUUCGCUAUCUGGCUUCGCAGCAGUAUCAUCCCUUUGGCAGACAUUUGGCAUCCGACAGAAUUAUGUGAAGGAGAGCGAUGUGUCUCGCAAAGCGGCAGGUUUGGCUGCUACCGAAGAGAUGCUGGCAGCAAAGCAGAGCAGAUUACGAGCCCACGAACGGAAGAUGUCAGAAGGCGCAGCACUAUCCGAGCAGAAAGGCUUCGUUGGGCGCAUGAUUGGCUCAGUAAAAGGCUCGAAAGAGACACAGGAGCUCAAAGCGCUGCAGAUGGAAGUGUCUGGCCUGGAAACCAUGAAAUUCACGUUGUCGAACUCGCUAUCGCACCUCCGAUCACGACACGAAGAACAAGAACGCUCGAAGACCAGAUCUGGACGCCUGCUCAACAUCGCCAAUAUGAUCUUCGCCGUCUACUGCGCGUACCGCAUUUUCGCGACAUCGCUUUCGUCCCUGCGGAGAUGGUGGAACCCGUCGCAUUCUUUCGCGACGAGUGAUCCUAUCAACAAUGUCCUUGCGCUUCUGACAACGCACUGGGACAGCAACCUGGAUCGGGAUGCAUGGUCACGGCAGAUCAGCUUCCUGCUGUCUGGAGUCAUGCUCCUAGCAUCCUUCAAUGCGGUCCUGCAGACUUUCCGGCUGUUCGCAAGGUUUGCCCCUGGCUUACUACAGCAUGCGCAAACUAGCUUGCCAUUGAUCAUCUCGCAGAUCGCUGGCACGUAUGUCAUCAGUUCUGCUCUGCUGUUGAGGAGCAACUUGCCUCCAGAAGUGAGUAGUGUCAUCUCGGAAGCGCUAGGUGCGCCGCUAAAAGGUCGGUUCGUGGAAGGAUGGUUCGAGAGCUGGUUCUUGGUUGCGGUCGGUUUGACGGCGACUGGUAUCCUGAUUGGUAGAAAGGUUGGAGGCCACGAUGAUGAUUGGGACGAUGAUGGAAUCGAGAUGGGCACAAUCACUCACGAAAGCAGCGGCGAGGCAACAGUCAUCAUGGCGAACAAGCCUUCACCAGUCGCUUUACAGGUAUUCGCUGUACCUGAGCUACUCGAGAACAUCUUCAAUCUCGUGGACGACCCUAUCAAGCUCUUCGUACUUCAAGGUGUCUGCAAGACUUUCCAAGCUCUCAUCGUCAGCUCCACAACACUUCGCCGACGCAUGUGCCUCGAGCCCGACCUAUCGCUGAUGAAGCUAAAUGACUUCUUCGAAGACAAGCGAGUGAUCGCUGUUACCGCACCCUUCCAUUUCAAGCGCCUGUCGCCGGAACACCAUGAUUGGAUCGAUAGACAGAUCACCGGAGACGAGUCGGAGAACAGAGAGGCAAUAGACAUGAUACUGUCAUGCCAUACGCUCUACCACCACCGGAAGUCGACCGUCGACGGCUCUGUUCAUGAGGCAAGACGCGCGGUGAAGAAGGGUUCUUGGCAGUCCAUUAGGGUUGACAUCGACAUGGUCCGUUCGCACGGAAUCUUGAGCUGUGAUAACAACUACUGGACGCCUACCGAUUCACCACUCGAGCCGCACGCUACUUUGACCGAUUUGGUGAACAAGGCUGUGGUCACCUUAUGCACGGGCUGGGAGUCGCGGAACGAGCACUGUCUCGAUGAAGAUCACACAACCUACAGAUAG